GACAACCCCACUCCAUUUUCCGAUUGUAAAUAACAGCUGAUAAUUUAUUGCUUUUCUAAAAAGUUGCGUCGCACAAAUUUGGCCAGAUAAAAAACGAAACUAUAAUGACGGAUGAAGCACAAAUUCCUGAGCAGAUAUUGAACAAUAAAAAUAAACAUAGUGUACGAUGUAAUUUUUGUUACUCAUUAAUUCUUAAACCACAACUUGGGCAGUAUGUCGAGCAUGAGUUCGAAUUGCCGCUGAUGCAGCAGAAACAUCGCAAGGAUGCAGAAAUUAUUGAAACAGAAAUGCUGAAUAACUUUUGGCUUGUCGAUGAUAUAUUUACAUUCGAGAAUAUCGGUUUUUCAAAUACAGUGGAAAAUCAUAAGUUUUUAAUAUGCGCAGACUGUGAGAUGGGCCCAGUGGGCUAUCAUGACAUAGCCAAUAAAAAGUGCUAUGUCGCACUGAAACGAGUUAGACACGGCAGCGAACCGGACGCUGUCAUGGAACCUGUCACCGAUAACGAGGAGGAUGAUGCGUAAAUACAAAUGAAUCUUGGUGUAUCCGAUCCGGAGCAAGACGUAAAUAUUGGAUGUGAAAUGCUGGCGUCAUUGAUCAUUUGUUGUCGUUUAUCUUUUAUACUAUAUUUUUGCGCCUUUCAUUAACUUUUAUUCCAUAAUCUUAUUUAGCAUUUUAUUAAACAGAGCAAAAGUAAGUUGGAAUAGCAUAAACCAUUUUGUACAUUUAACAAUAAUGAGUGAAAAGUUUGUAUGCACUGAUUAAUUUUUUUAUUACUACAGACUAUGUAUGAAUUUUUAAUAAGAAUGAAAAUAUAAUUUAAAUAUCAAAA
Molecule: messenger RNA, 829 nt
Organism: Rhagoletis zephyria (snowberry fruit fly)
Lineage: Eukaryota; Metazoa; Arthropoda; Insecta; Diptera; Tephritidae
Gene: strat
Product: RAB interacting factor STRAT
Biological process (GO): small GTPase-mediated signal transduction; post-Golgi vesicle-mediated transport
Cellular component (GO): membrane; cytosol
Molecular function (GO): guanyl-nucleotide exchange factor activity; zinc ion binding
Source: RefSeq, a predicted model, not a curated record